Eremothecium cymbalariae DBVPG#7215 is the source of this 1266-nucleotide messenger RNA. It is a transcript of the gene YUR1, whose product is annotated as mannosyltransferase YUR1. Gene Ontology annotation, cellular component: membrane; Golgi apparatus. Gene Ontology annotation, molecular function: alpha-1,2-mannosyltransferase activity. The transcript has a single exon. Lineage: Eukaryota; Fungi; Ascomycota; Saccharomycetes; Saccharomycetales; Saccharomycetaceae. Gene Ontology annotation, biological process: cell wall mannoprotein biosynthetic process; protein N-linked glycosylation. The record is from RefSeq and is a predicted model, not a curated record. The coding region runs from base 1 to 1266 and encodes 421 amino acids.
AUGAGGAAUAGAUUUUGCAUUGUACUGGCUGUGUUUUGUGCAUAUUUGUUCAGUCAGGUAUUUUAUGAUUCUCUAUGGAAACUAAGGUCUUACACUUCGCUUGACGAAGUAUAUUUUACAAAAUCUAACGAAGUGUUGCAUAAAUUCGACCACAUAAGGAGAUAUGAUUUAGAUAUUGGAAAUCCUAAAUUGGCAUCCAACUCUUACAUUGACAACGUUACGGUAUUGCAUAAGGGACCUCCGCUGAGCGGUCCAAAAUUUACCAGAGAGAAUGCUACAUUAUUAAUGCUCUGUCGUAACUGGGAGCUCAAUGGAGUAUUAAAGUCAAUGAGGUCAUUAGAAGAUAAAUUUAAUAGAAAUUACAACUACGACUGGGUUUUUUUGAACGAUGUACCAUUUGAUCAAGAAUUUAUGGAACAGACAAGUGCGAUGGCGAGUGGGGAGACGUAUUACGGUCUCAUUCCUGAGGAAGACUGGAAUGUUCCAGAUUGGAUUGAUAAACAUAAAUUCCAAAAUGCAUUAAUUAUGAUGGAUCAGCAAGGAGUACUAUAUGGUGGUUCGAGAUCUUACAGGAAUAUGUGUCGAUUUAAUUCAGGCUUCUUUUUCAGGCAGAAGUUAUUGCAAAACUAUGAUUACUACUUUCGGGUAGAGCCUCAUGUAGAGUACUUCUGUGACUUUCCUUAUGAUCCUUUCAAGUUUAUGAGAGAGAGAAACAAAAAGUAUGGUUUUGUGAUAACCUUGUUUGAAUAUGAGGAUACUGUUCCAACACUGUGGGAGACCGUCGAAGAGUUCAUAGCGUUAUACCCUGAACUGGUGGACUUUAAAACUAAUGCUUACCAAUUUAUCUCACAGUCCACUGAAUUAAAUGAGCGAGAACUCACAACGUCACCUGCAACAGAUUAUAACCUGUGCCACUUCUGGACCAACUUCGAAAUUGGAGACUUAAAUUUCUUUCGGAGUGAAAGGUAUUUGAAGUUCUUUGAAUACUUGGACCAAAAAGGUGGGUUUUACUAUGAGAGAUGGGGGGAUGCUCCAGUUCAUUCCAUAGCAGUCGCAUUGUUGAUGAAAACAGAUGAAAUCCAUCAUUUCGACGAUAUAGGAUAUUACCAUGCACCUUAUGGAACGUGUCCUAGGUCUCACGGAGCCAGGCUGGCGCAGAGGUGCGUCUGUGACACGGAGCCUUCAAAACAAAAUAUAGACCUCCAACCAUUUAGUUGCCUCCCCUUGUGGUGGAAAAAUGGCGGUGGAAAAUAUUUCAUGGGGUAA